Molecule: messenger RNA, 858 nt
Organism: Lathyrus oleraceus (garden pea)
Lineage: Eukaryota; Viridiplantae; Streptophyta; Magnoliopsida; Fabales; Fabaceae
Product: nudix hydrolase 17, mitochondrial
Exons: 4
Coding region: 172-663 (163 amino acids)
Cellular component (GO): nucleus; cytoplasm
Molecular function (GO): pyrophosphatase activity
Source: RefSeq, a predicted model, not a curated record
AUACUCAUGUCAUAGGAACGCGACAAUAACGCGUUUGGUAUGUAUUCAGUUUUCUCUAUAUAUAUCUUCUCUCUUCUCAUCCUUUUACAUCAAUCCUCACUACUAAAAACCUACUUUCUCAACUCUUUUCUAUAUUCUUAAUUUCUUGGUUCUUAAUUAACUCUUUCAAAGAUGAUUUGUAUGGUAUCCCGAUCUGGAAGGGAGUUGCAGAGAUACAACAACAUGGGUGGCAGACAAGUUGUAGGAUGCAUACCUUAUAGAUAUAAACAAGACAUAGAUGGUAAUAAAAGCAACGAGUUGGAAGUACUAAUGGUUAGUUCACAGAAAACUCAAAGACUAAUGUUUCCAAAGGGAGGAUGGGAACUUGAUGAAUCUCUAGAACAAGCAGCUUGUAGGGAAUCUCUUGAAGAAGCAGGUGUCAUAGGAUUAGUUGAGUGUGAAUUGGGACAGUGGAAUUUCAUUAGCAAAAGACAUGGAACAUACUAUGAAGGGUAUAUGUUCCCUUUAUUUGUGAAGGAGCAACUUGAUUAUUGGCCUGAGAUAAAUCUUAGGACAAGAGUAUGGAUGACUGUUGGUCAAGCAAGAGAAGUUUGUCAACAUUGGUGGAUGAAGGAAGCCUUAGAUAUCUUGGUUCAAAGACUCAUUUCUCCACAGCAACAAUAAAAAAAGAUGUAAAUGAUGAUUAUAUUAGAGAGGAUUAUUUAAUGUGAGAAAAGAACUUGUAGAGAAAGAGUUGACAUUUUGUAUACAUCGAUCGUGUAUAGACAUUCGAAUUAAAUAUUUAUAUUUUUAUAACAUUUAAUUAUUUGUAUGUAAUUAACAAUAAUUAUUGAUCAAUUAAUACGAUGUUUAUGAAUA